Agrilus planipennis (emerald ash borer) is the source of this 2788-nucleotide messenger RNA. RefSeq lists its product as uncharacterized. The transcript is spliced from 4 exons. The record is from RefSeq and is a predicted model, not a curated record. The coding region runs from base 886 to 2499 and encodes 537 amino acids. NCBI's taxonomy places the organism in Eukaryota, Metazoa, Arthropoda, Insecta, Coleoptera, Buprestidae.
UGCAAUUUUGGUACUAUAUAACGAUAAGUGUAUAAUAAAUAUAAUAUUUAAUAUUUUUUUGAAACGGUUUUGUGAACGAAACGUAGAACUAAGUGACUUUAAAAAUGAGUUUGAUGAUAUGCUUGUUCUCGUACAAGAAUCUUGUGUUUCUGUUUUAUCGUUAGUCAUGUUUUAGUUGACCAGUAGAGGUAUCUUUGCUUUUUGUUGUGAAUCAAACAGGUUAGGAGAUAAACGCUUUAAAUACGGAAGCUCAGAUAGCAACAAACGACUGCAAAGAUCGUGAUUAAAGAACGUGAAUGAGAAACUUAGAAGGCGAUUAAAAUGAAAUUAUAAAUCGAGGUACCUAGAGUGUUAUUUCGAGGAAAUCCACGACAACCAAAUCAUAAUCGCGUGUCUGUGGAAGUAGCUGACUGGCGAUGGGCUCGUUGGUGAUUAUCAAGAGUUAUCAUGUGACCGUCAAGAUAAGGAAACCUUAAUAAAACCGGCAGCGAACUCCAAACAAUUGACGGAAGUUGCACGUAUAUGUAUAUAUGUAUAUUUAUACACAUAUGGUAUGUUGUGUAUACAAUACAUACAUAAUAUUAUAUCGUAGUAAAUACCUACCUGACUGAGAAGUGGAAAGCAACAUCGUCGCUAGUGUCUAGUCAUUACAUACUACUUUUAUAUACCAGUUGUUCUGACCAGUCGGCAGUCUACGUUGAUCAUUGUCGUUGUAGAAGUCGAGUGAACAGUUACUAGAUUCUAAUUCACAGUACAGUGUAGUCGCGUUCUUUAACAUAAAAUGAUCGGGCCUAAAGCGAAUAGUAACAUGGGAUAAUAAUAAAAAAAGUGACAAAGUUUGUUUAGUUUAUUGUGUUUAUUAAAAUAUAAAUACAUAAUAUUCAGAUGAAGGGUGCGCCGGAUAUGGCUGCAGUGGAUGUGGUCGAUUUUCCGCCUAAGGAGCUCGUUCAGAAAAAGGCGUCGACACUCGGAAUUCUUCAGAGCGAGAUGCCUUGCAAGAGACCGAAAGACUGUGGGAAGAAAGUGAUCAAAGCGGUUUUCAAUAAACUGAGGUUGAAAAAAUUCGGAAGUGCAACGAUUUCUAGACCGGACCCCGUUUACAAAGUUUCGUACUUGGGAAAUGUGGUCACUGGGUGGGCUAAAGGAGAGGGAUGUAUCGAGAAGCCCUUAACUACUCUUUGGAGAAACUACACCCAGUCAUCUAGACCUGACGUUCAAAUGCAACUAAGUGUCAGUGGCGGUGGCCUGAAGGCAACAACGAAAGAUCAUGGUCUAACGGAAUAUUGGGCAAACCGUUUGACAUUUUGUUCUGCCCCAUCACACUUUCCCCGAAUCUUCUGUUGGGUUUACAGACACGAAGGCAGAAAAUUAAGGCACGAACUUCGUUGUCAUGCAGUUCUUUGUUCCAGUGCUACUGCAGCUAAACAAAUUGAAGAGCAAUUGAAAGCAUCGCUAGCUCUUGCCUUGGCUGAGUUCAAGAAAGACAAAAUCUUUCGUCAGAAUGCUCGAUUAUCUCUUCUUAAUGCUCUGUAUGAAUAUCCAACAAUACCCAGGCGAAAAAUCUUAUUAAGUUCCGGCUCAUAUAACUAUAAACCUCCACUGGAACGUUCAAAAUCAGCUCCUAAACUUACAAUAAUCGAGGAAAACGCCGAAGAACAAGAUGAGGUAGGUGACUAUAGGCGUAGGAACUUGUUCCAGUCUUUCAGUGUGCCCUCUCCUCGAAAUUCCAUCCAAGAAGAAAAUUUAUUUACUCAGGAUGCUAGUCAAGAACAACAGAUCUGUGAUGUGAAUCUUAAAAAUUCUCUUACAAAUACUCAAGUGGAAAAUGCAAAAGAUCAGUUAGAAGAAUUAGAAAAGAAUAUUUUAGUGUUAGGAAACUUACUGCAUGAUAGCUUAACUAAAGAACUGAUGGAAUCCUGCGAGGAAAAGUGCGAGAGGACGUGGUUUACGAAUUUCAACGAAACCGAUAUUUUACCCGUCGAUAGUGAUGAGGGUUCGUUGUCAAGCGGCUGUGAAACCAGUAGUACGGUCACUUCCGAAGCUGAACCAGCGCAUUUCAGCACGAUCAUCGAAGUGGAAGAGGAUAAGAUCGUCUAUUCGGAGGACGAUUACAAUAAAAAUUGCAUCAAGACUGAACUGGACUUUAAAGUAGGUGGAAGUGUGUCGAAUUGUGUGCGCAGUUUCGAUCAACUUACGGACACAAAUAUCCGGAAAUAUUGCUGGAUGAACAGUGUAAAUAAUAAUGGUGUUGGAAGUGGUGGUAUUCUGAAUAACGACCAAGUGUCCCUUAUACCACUCGGCGAAUGUCACGCUGACUUUAGUUCGUUAAAAGUGUUCAAACGGAGACAUUCCGAUAAUGCCAUUUCGGAAAACGGACUUUACGAAAUAAGGAUAAACGGUGACGAUAAAGAAGACGAUAAAACUUGUGAUUAUAAUGACGAGGGUUACGAUGAGGCAUUAGAUAGUCCUAACUCUGUUACAAAUGUGGUUUUAAUUUAAAGAGCGCGAAAUGUAUUCACAUGUAUAUAUGUUAUAUAAAUGCUGUCCAUAUUAUAUAUGUACCACAAAAGUAUUUUACCGAACAAUUUAUUUUCAGUGAAAGUACAAAACUAUAAUAUUUUAAUGAUAUUUUUGUUAAUAGAAAAUAUUAAGAGACCCUAUGUUUUCAAAUAAUAAUACGUAUUUGAUUGAUUGACGGAUUUGUCAAGUUAAAGUACAUAGAAACGUUGGCAAUAGUAACUUUGUAAAUUUAUGUAUAAUAAUGUAACGAACUGAAAGUUGUUGUUUU